AUGGCAACAGAGGCACCUCCCGUUGAGGGCAAGGCCUCAUUGAACCUACCAAACUCGGUUCCUUUCUGGCGACUCGUCACUCAGCCUGGAGUGGUUACCCAACAGGUGGUGGACCAUAUCUAUGAAGGAUCAGGGACGGAAGAUGAUCCAUUUGUGGUAAAUUGGAUGCCCAAGGACUUUCGAAACCCGCUUCAACUAAGCAAUCCAAUGAAAUGGUCAAUCACUAUGGUCGCCGCCAUGGAGACCCUGGUUGUUGCCUUGGUCUCAUCCGCCUACACUGGUGGUAUUGUGCAAAUUGAGGAACAGUUCAUGACAACCACCGAGAUUGCAACAUUAGGUGUUUCCCUCUAUGUGCUAGGCUUUGCUUUGGGUCCAUUACUCUGGGCUCCAAUGAGUGAGAUGUUUGGUCGCCAGGCUGUCUUCAUCACUACAUACUGUGGCUUGACCAUCUUCUGUGCCGCCACAACAGGUGCAAAGAACAUCCAGUCUCUCAUCGUCUUUCGUUUCCUAGCUGGAGCAUUCGGCUCAUCCCCCUUCACCAACUCUGGUGGUGUGAUUGCGGAUAUGUUUGCUGCUCGAGAGCGUGGCUUGGCACUAUCUGCAUUUGCAUUAGCUCCUUUCCUCGGCCCGGUCAUCGGUCCUAUCAUUGGUGGAUUUUUGGGUAUGGAGGCCGGAUGGAAAUGGGUCAUGGGCCUAUUGACCAUUCUGUGUGGUGUGAUGUGGUUCCUCGGCGCGGCCCUCAAGCCCGAGACAUACGCCCCAGUGCUUCUCCGUCAACGUGCAAUCACUCUCUCUAAGCUGACUGGCCAAGUUUAUCUCAGCAAGCUCGACAUUGAUCAAGGACGGCCAGACCUAAAAGAGUCUCUCAAGAUCUCGCUCUCCCGUCCCUUUGUUCUGCUCUUCAAAGAGCCCAUCGUUCUUAUUCUGUCCAUCUAUCUCGCUAUCAUCUACGGAACACUUUACAUGCUCUUCGGCGCAUACCCGAUCGUUUACGAAAUCCACCGAGGAUGGAACCAGGGUGUCUCCAGUCUGGCGUUCCUAGGAGUUAUGGUGGGCAUGCUAUGUGCAAUCGCCUACUCAAUCCCCGAGAAUAACCGCUAUGGACGCCUCUUGGAGAAGAACGGGGGCUAUUGCCCACCUGAGGCUCGUCUCCCCGCAUGCAUGGUCGCCUCCAUUGCCUUGCCCGUCGGUCUUUUCUGGUUCGCGUGGACCGACUCCCCCUCAAUCCACUGGAUGGCCAGUAUCGCUGCAGGUGUGCCCUUCGGAUUCGGCAUGGUCCUCGUUUUCUUAUGUGUGUUCAACUACCUGAUCGACGCCUACACGAUCUUCGCUGCCUCCGUUCUCGCCGCCAACUCCCUAUUGCGUUCGCUGUUCGGCUUUGCCUUCCCUCUCUUCACCACCUACAUGUUCAACAACCUUGGUAUCCACUGGGCUGCCAGUAUCCCAGCCUUCCUCGCCCUGGCAUGUGUGCCCUUCCCUUUCAUUCUCUACAAGAAGGGUCUUGCCAUCCGCAAACACUGCAAAUACUCUGCGCAAUCCGAGGCAUUCGUUCAAAAUUAUAUCAAAACCAUGGCCCACGCUCAGGCAGCUGCAGGCGACAUGGAAGAAUCCGUGACUCGCGUCCCAACUGCAACUGAAGUCGACGAGACCCUCCAAUCCGCUGCUCACAAAGAGGGCGAUGCCGAGAUUCAUUCUCUCAGUCGCGCCUUAUCUCACACUUCUACUACUCGCAUGUCAACGGAAAUGCACCGGGUUCCCACUUAUGAGGCGAACCCAUACGAUAUCGACCGCAUCCACACCCGUGAAUCAUUCAAAUAG
This is a messenger RNA of Penicillium odoratum, 1818 nucleotides long. RefSeq names its product MFS transporter. The transcript has a single exon. The coding region runs from base 1 to 1818 and encodes 605 amino acids. Lineage: Eukaryota; Fungi; Ascomycota; Eurotiomycetes; Eurotiales; Aspergillaceae. Gene Ontology annotation, molecular function: transmembrane transporter activity. The record is from RefSeq and is a predicted model, not a curated record. Gene Ontology annotation, biological process: transmembrane transport.